AUGGCCGUGCUUGGGAUUGAAGAAUUCCUUGUGGCGGUUCUUCUUUUUGUUUUAAUCCAUUUCUGGUGGCUCAACAGACACACACCCAUCACUAAAUGGCCCAUUCUUGGAAUGCUACCUAGUGUCUUGCUCAACGCGUCCACCAUCCAUGAUUAUGCCAAUUCAGUUCUGAAACAUCAUGGUGGUAAUUUCAUGUUUGAAGGACCAUGGCUAACAAACAUGAACUUUUUUGUGACCAGCGACCCGAUGAACGUGCAACACAUCACAACCACAAAGUUUGAAAACUAUGGUAAAGGGAAUGAUUUUAGAGACAUUUUUGAAAUCCUGGGAGAUGGGAUUUUCAGGUCUGAUUCCGAGUUGUGGAAGUAUAACAGAACUAUACUUCAUUCAAUUUUUAAGCAGCCAAGUUUUCAGUUUUUUAUUUACAAAACCAUUCAGAAAAAGGUCGAGCAUUCUCUACUUCCAGUUCUCGAUCAUGCAUGGAAAGAAGGAAUGCAGGUGGAUUUACAAGAUGUUUUUCAAAGGUUAACCUUCGACAACAUCUGCUCCUUGGUUUUAGGAUUCGAUCCUAAUUGCCUUUCAAUUGAAUUCCCAAAUGUUGCAUGUGAGAAAGCCUUCAAUGAAGCAGAGGAUGCACUGUUAUACAGACAUAUCAUGCCAAGAUGCUUAUGGAAGCUACUGAAAUGGCUUCAAGUUGGGAAAGAAAAGAAGCUCAAAGAAAGCCAGAAAAUUAUUGACAAAAUGUUAUAUGAAGAAAUCAUAUCCAAACGCAAAAUGCUUGGCGGUGGUACUGGUAGUAGUACCCUGGCUGAUGAGUCAGGGUUGAACUUGCUAAAUGCUCUUGCGAAUGAAAUAGGAAAGGGAAAAAUUGAUGACAAGUUUCUUAGAGACACAGCAGUGAAUCUCCUUGCAGCUGGAAGAGACACAAUUAGUGCAGGCCUCUCUUGGUUUUUCUGGCUCGUCUCAACACACCCAUUUGUGGAAGCUAAGAUUCUUGAAGAGAUCAGAGAAAAUUUACCAGAAACAGAAGGUGAUUGGAAGGAUUUAGGUGUGGAAAGUCUUAACAGGUUAGUUUAUCUUCAUGCAGCUAUAAGUGAAGCCUUAAGGCUUUAUCCUCCAAUACCUUUUGAGCACAAAUGUGCAUUAAAAUCUGAUAUUCUUCCUAGUGGUCAUAGGAUUAAUUCAAAUACCAUGAUAACGUACUCCCUGUACUCAAUGGGGAGGGUAGAGGAAAUAUGGGGAGAAGAUUGCUUGAAAUUUAGACCAGAGAGAUGGAUUUCUAAUAGAGGAGAGAUUAUUCAUGUACCCUCUUACAAGUUCAUUGCUUUCAACGCUGGACCAAGAAGUUGUUUGGGUAAGAAUAUAAGCUUCACUCAGAUGAAGACUGUUGCUGUUGCUUUGUUGUUGAACUAUCACAUCCAUGUGAUGGAAGGCCAUCCUAUAAUCCCUGGUGUUUCCGUUGUCCUGCAUAUGAAACAUGGCUUGAAGAUUAUGCUGACAAAAAGAAGCAUGUGA
Messenger RNA from Gastrolobium bilobum, 1515 nucleotides. RefSeq names its product alkane hydroxylase MAH1-like. Lineage: Eukaryota; Viridiplantae; Streptophyta; Magnoliopsida; Fabales; Fabaceae. Gene Ontology annotation, molecular function: heme binding; monooxygenase activity; oxidoreductase activity, acting on paired donors, with incorporation or reduction of molecular oxygen. The record is from RefSeq and is a predicted model, not a curated record. Bases 1 to 1515 code for a protein of 504 amino acids. The transcript has a single exon.